GCGCCUUCUCUAACCCCAAUUCGCCGCCACCUCGUCCUCGUCCUCGUCCUCCGCACCUUCCCCUUCUCCAUUAAUGGCGAAAGGCGACGAGGAGGAGGAGGAGGAGGCGGAGGCGAUGCGGGGGGAGGGCGCGGAGGAGUACUCGGCCUCGGCCACCGUCGUCCCCUUCGACCCGCCGCUCCCGCUCCUGCGCGGCCCCGUCGCCGCCGCCGCCGACGACGACCCGGCCGCGGGGCCCUUCGUCCUCGCCUUCCGCGACGCCCGGAGCUGGAGAUUGGCUUAUCGCGCCGCGGAGUCCAAGGUCCGGGAGCAGUGCGAGGCUGGUGCGCGAGUUGGGUGCUCAAUCACUGCCUCCAACAAAUGCAGGCCUCCAUGGUGGAAGAUCCUAUUCGGGAAUUCAGCGGCAGAUUUUGCAGAUAGAGAGCGGUGCGAAGAGCGUGAGAUGGCUUUAUGUCUCGCGGCGUCCAAAGAAGCCUGUAUUGAGUUCGCAAAGGAGAAGUGCCUCCCGCCCUUCAGAGAUGCGAGGAUCGCCUCGGGCAAUCUGCUACAAAAUUCAGAAUUCGUCCUUUGGGGUAGCGAGGAUCCAGAUAUCUCAUCGAAUUCUGAAACCUUAGAGGGAUUUGGUUGCAAUCUUGGAGCUACAAGUUAUAGAGGAAGUGUUCUAAUGAUGAGUUCAUCUGCUGGAAAUAGUGGAAAAACAUGAAAAAGCCUAUAUCCUGAUAAUGUGAUUGUUCUGUGCAGUGUGUAAAUUCUAAAUUAAUCACUUGUAAAAUAAUUUGUACUUGAGAAAAGGUGAAUAAUUUUGCUAAUUGUUUGAAUUCUCGAGCUGCUGAUUGUUAUGCUUCAGGGGGA
This is a messenger RNA of Ananas comosus (pineapple), 852 nucleotides long. RefSeq lists its product as uncharacterized. The coding region runs from base 74 to 703 and encodes 209 amino acids. Lineage: Eukaryota; Viridiplantae; Streptophyta; Magnoliopsida; Poales; Bromeliaceae. Gene Ontology annotation, cellular component: plastid. The transcript is spliced from 2 exons. The record is from RefSeq and is a predicted model, not a curated record.